This is a messenger RNA of Phragmites australis (common reed), 2178 nucleotides long. RefSeq lists its product as uncharacterized. The record is from RefSeq and is a predicted model, not a curated record. Gene Ontology annotation, biological process: regulation of defense response to fungus. Lineage: Eukaryota; Viridiplantae; Streptophyta; Magnoliopsida; Poales; Poaceae. The coding region runs from base 595 to 1926 and encodes 443 amino acids. The transcript is spliced from 3 exons.
GGUGACAGGUGAGGAAUUAAGGUUUCCAGAACAAUUCCUACGAAAGCAACAAUUCAAACCCAUUUGCUAAUUGAGGGAGUAACAAUUGAGGAGGGCGAUGGCGAAGUAAUAACAACCAAAAGGAGGCGUCAGGGUGCGAGGCCGAGAGGGAAACAUACACAUUCUGCACAAGCGCCGGACCGGACCGGGUCUCCUCACGUUUUCGUACCUACCGUAUGGUCAUCUCGCCCGCGUCAACGGCGGUUUGGAAGCAGCGAUCUGCGUAAGUCGCCAUGCCAGCCUUUUUCAUUACGAUUAAGAGAGUCCUCUUACUGGUGGCAUACAGCUUUUCCUCAGCUGUUGCUUCCUUGCCGUUUCAAGAAAGGGUGUCCCUCUUCCCCUGGUUCUUCCGCCGUUCAGCUUCCUUUGGCUUCACGCCUCGGAGGACGGAGAGCCCCGCCCGCGUCUUGGUUCUUGGAACAGAGCGGCUGAAGAUCUCGGCAUUGUUGUCCUCCUCGCGACCAGUGGUUGAAGAGGUGAGGAAGAAUUUGGGGGGGAGUUCUGAAGAGUUUGGCGUCUAGGUAAGCAGCACGCCGGCCGGCCGGCACCAUCAUCAUGCAGAGCGCGGAGGUGAAGGGGCGGUUCGGGCGGUGCCCCUACUGCCGCGCCAUGAUCUACCAGGACCCCAACGCCGUCAUCUUCUACUGCAGCAAGUGCCGCACGCCCAUCCGAGGGAAGAACCCGCGGCCAACUGACGAGACCGAGUACGCGCUCUCGCAGCUCGAGAUCCUCUCCGCCGACACCGCGUCGGUGUUCUCCGACGACGUUGAACCGUCAAACUCAAAUCCAAGGCCGGCUUGGAUCGUCGAGGACGGAGACGACGAACAGCCGCCAGUGCAGAGCAAGUCAACUCCCUACGGAAACUUCAAAUCGAGCAGCUGCCAGGGCACCGGAGCCUUGUCGUCCUCGCCGUACAAAGGGUUCGGUUCGGUCAGAACCGGUUCAAGAAGCAACCGGGAGGAGGAAAAAACCGGCUCGCCGAUGCACAGUCGCGUGACCGAACUCCGGCCGUCGUCGCGGAGAACCAGGAGAUCGAUGAGCGGUGACGUGGACGUGCCGAACAGUGGAGGAUCAGGAACCGAUUCAGAGUCCGACGUGCCGGCGUCGGCUGCGUCUUACCGUCGCCGGGCGUCGCCGCUGAGCUCACAAGAACUCGAAGCGGAGACGGUCUUGUCAGGAUUCGAGCCGGCCAACGUUGCGAGAUCGCCACUGACUGACCCGGCCUUCACACAGGGCCUCCUGCAGGCGCUGGACAACCUCCGGAGGGUUAUUGCCGUCGUCGAGCAGCCAUACAGUGUCGACGGGCACGAGUACACGCCGCAAACCGGCAUGUCUCGGAUGAGCUCACCUUGCAACGAUGGCAGCGGCGGCACGCGUACAAUAACACGUCGCAGCUCUCGCCUCAUGCGCCGUCUGGAGUCGCAGCUCGCGCAGGCAUUGCCAGCCGACCAACCGCGCCGGGACGAGAGCACCUCCUCGUCGUCGUUGGCAUCGAGCAGCCGACGCGACGGGCUCAGGGCGCGGACGCACCACUGCCGGCCGGUGCUGGGCGGCACGCCGUUCGUGCUCUGCGACAAAUGCUCGGAGAUACUGCAGCUGCCGGCCGCCCUGCCCGUGGGCAAAGUUACCAGGCUGCAGUGCGGCGGCUGCGGCGAAGCGCUCGCGCUGAUGCUGCCGGCGAGCGGCUCGAUGAAUCGGCCGAAGAAAAUCUUUUCCGCGCCGCAGCCGGCCGUAUGCGGCGCGGAGGACACCGAGGAGUACGCGCUUGCGAGGAGGAGCAACCUGAGCAGCGAGCAGCCACGGCCGGCGGGGCCACUCCACCGCGUGCUUGGGUAUAGCUCCGUCAGCUCGGUUUUUCGGAGCCGGCGGUACGGCGAGCACGACUGAGCAUCUCUCUCGUUUGGUCUUUCUUACGGUGCGGAAAUAUUGAAUAGCGUUGUGGUUUGUCAAAAUUCAUGGAGGAUUCUUGAUUCUUUUGCUGUCUAUUUCAGAGAAUUGGGUGUAAAUUGUAAUGUUUCUGAUAAACAAAUUUGGGUUCUCAUGAAAGAUGAACAGUUUUCAUUAAUUAUGCAUUCUUGUUAGAACACAUUCGUAACGAAAUUGUACCACUUCAGAAUGUAAAGAGAGAUUUUGUUGUUA